CCCCUUACCAGGAUGUGAGCCCCUUUCACCUGUAAUGCUGUGGCUGGCCCUUGGCCCCUUCCAUGCCAUGGAGAACCAGGUGCUGGUGAUUCGCAUCAAGAUUCCAAAUAGUGGAGCGGUGGACUGGACAGUGCACUCGGGGCCGCAGCUACUCUUCAGGGAUGUGUUGGAUGUGAUAGGCCAGGUUCUGCCUGAAGCAACAACCACAGCAUUUGAAUAUGAAGAUGAAGAUGGUGAUCGAAUUACAGUGAGAAGUGAUGAAGAAAUGAAGGCAAUGUUGUCAUAUUAUUAUUCCACAAUAAUGGAACAGCAAGUAAAUGGACAGUUAAUAGAGCCUCUGCAGAUAUUUCCAAGAGCCUGCAAGCCUCCUGGGGAACGGAACAUACAUGGCCUGAAGGUGAAUACUCGGGCUGGACCCUCUCAACACAGCAGCCCAGCAGUCUCAGAUUCACUCCCAAGCAAUAGCUUAAAGAAAUCUUCUGCUGAACUGAAAAAAAUAUUAGCCAAUGGCCAGAUGAAUGAACAAGACAUACGGUAUCGAGACACUCUUGGUCAUGGCAAUGGAGGCACAGUCUACAAAGCAUAUCAUGUUCCAAGUGGGAAAAUAUUAGCUGUAAAGGUCAUACUACUAGAUAUUACACUGGAGCUUCAGAAGCAAAUUAUGUCUGAAUUGGAAAUUCUCUAUAAGUGUGAUUCAUCAUAUAUCAUAGGGUUUUAUGGUGCAUUUUUUGUGGAAAACAGGAUUUCAAUAUGUACAGAAUUCAUGGAUGGAGGAUCUUUGGAUGUAUAUAGAAAGAUUCCAGAGCAUGUCCUUGGAAGAAUUGCAGUGGCGGUUGUUAAAGGCCUUACUUAUUUGUGGAGUUUAAAGAUUUUACAUAGAGAUGUGAAGCCCUCCAAUAUGCUAGUAAACACAAGGGGACAGGUCAAGCUGUGUGACUUUGGAGUUAGCACUCAGCUAGUGAAUUCUAUAGCCAAGACGUAUGUUGGAACAAAUGCUUAUAUGGCGAGAAAGUUUGCCAACCUCUUCCCUAUGCCAGUGAAAGCUGUUUCUGAAACUGAGUACCUUCAAUUAAUCAACCCAUAUUUCCUGAGUGCCUUCUAUGCAGUUAGCCAGCCUGAAAGAAUUUCAGGGGAGCAGUAUGGAAUCCAUUCUGAUGUCUGGAGCUUAGGAAUCUCUUUCAUGGAGCUUGCUCUUGGGAGGUUUCCAUAUCCUCAGCGAGCCUUGCUGCCCUGGAAACAGACUGAAGGAACUUUGGAAAAGGUGGAGUCUUCACCCACUCCUGAGUCAGAGAUUCAGAAAAACCAGGGAUCUUUAAUGCCUCUCCAGCUUCUGCAGUGCAUUGUUGAUGAGGAUUCGCCCGUCCUUCCCGUUGGAGAGUUCUCCGAACCAUUUGUACAUUUCAUCACUCAGUGCAUGCGAAAACAGCCAAAAGAAAGGCCAGCACCUGAGGAACUGAUGCCUCUCAGAAUUCAGAGGAUCAGUAACAAAGAAGAUAGCAUAUUAAGGUUUUGGUGCAAUCCUAUAGGAAAUUCUGAAUGUGGUGUGGAGUCCUCUUGAAUUCAUGGAGAAUGAAAUUAGAUUGGCUGCAAAAGAUCAAGUUAAUGUGAAUCUUUGGUCUUCUCCUCAGAAAGAGACAACUACAAGGCUGCAAGUGCUGUGUUCUCAGCUCCAGGGCCGCUUUCUUUGAUUGCAAAUGACAGUUUUAGUCAAGCAGGGAGAGGAACAGAGACGCUCCCUAACAAUUCCCAAAUGGUCAUUUAUUUAGUGCAGAUUGUUGAUUUGACAAUAUACAAGCUGUUAGAAUAACAUUGGCAUCGAGCAUUAGUAAAUACUAAUUAUAGCCUACUCUUUCUAAUGUUUUGUGUACCGUUCCCUGUCUUAAGAUUAUUACAAUCAGAAGAGAUUCUGACCCAUUUUCUCUCACCACUUUAAAUAAUAAGCAUUUUACAGAUAUCAGUUCAAAGGUUUUUAGCCUUUGUAUUUUAUCCCGAUAAAUACUCUUAAGCGCCCAAACUUCUACAUCAUACAGAUUUCAUCCCCAAAUAGAAAAUAGCAGUAUGUUUCCCUUUUGCAUCAUAAAUGCUAAGAAGGUAGUUUUCUCUCUCAUGUUACUGCUGGAGCAAAAUCUCAGUUUUCAGGGUAGUUUCAAGUUAAAGUUUACCCCUAAAACCUCUGCAAUUUAUAACUGUGCAGGCUUUCAUGUCUAGAAUAAACCAGUCCUUUUUUUUUUUUUUUUUUUUUUUUUUGAUUGGGGGUUGUCUCAGAUGGUUGAGAAAUUCACGCAGUUAGUCACAUUUGAGGAAACUUGGAACAGGUUCUAGAGAUGGAGACCCAUUUACCUUGUACAUUAUCAUGCCAUGGCUGGAUAGCUUGGCUAUUAAAACAAAGGAAUAGGGUUUCAUAAAACAGAUAUCUAUUUGUAAAUGCAUGUUUCAGUGCUGCAGUGAGUUGGCCACUUAUAAAUAAAACAUCUACAGAUCAUACAUACACUCAUAAAUGCAUACGGAUGUAUGUGUUGGUAAGGAAUACCACUCCAGGGUGGCAAGUCAUAAAGACGAGGCUAAAGGGUACGUACUUUCAGUGCCUUGGAAGCAAGCGUGCAUGGCUGUCUGUGUGUGUGGAGAGAGACAAGGGGUACGUUUUUCGAUAUAUCUUUUUACAACCAUACACCCUGAUGUGUGCCAUCCCACAUUUUUAAUUAAUCAAUAUCAAUAAAUCUGUAAAAUACAAUGAAAAAUUUAGUCACAGGAAGCACCAUCCUAUACUUAAUUUAACAUUAUUUCUAGUAUUGCUCACAGUUUGAUUUAAAUGAGUUUAUUCCCCUAGGUAUGGCAAUAGUGAGGCACCCCCUGGCUUAGUACAAGCUCAGUGAGGGGGCAGGAAACAAUGGAGUGUGUGUGUGUGUGUGUGUGUGUGUGUGUGUGUGUCUCCUGUGGUCAAGGGGGUUGAGCCCUGCCUACCUUUGGGCCCAAGAGGGAAUAGGAGAGAAACUGGGCUGUCCUUGGCUUAAGGACUCCAAGUCACAACUUUGGGGCCCAAUCUUAAGGAACCAGUCUCUUUAUUCCUUCUAGCAUAUUAAUAGCUUUAAUUUUUCCUUUUCCCUCUCUGUCUACAACCUAUUUGAUCGUGCUCCCAUCUGGAAGCUGAGAGCGUCCUCUGGAAAGCGUGAACUGUAGAGCCCAUUUGUCACCGUGGGUGGGGGCCUGCCUUUCACAGAAAAAGCAGUUUAUCUCCCUAGUGCAGUGACUCCAGCCAGCAGGGUACCAACAUGGGUCUGCACAGCCUGGGCCACAUCAGCUGGGAGGCCUGCAGGAUUGUCAAGGUUUCCCUAUGGGCUGCAUUUUCCAAAUCAUAGGAGGAGCAUCAGAGAUGAGGUCAGGUGGAAAUUCUGAAAGUUCCAAAUUCACCAUUAAGGAAAUCUUACAUGAACUCGGGUGUGGCCCUGAGCACCAAUCUCAACAGGUCCCAGCCUGAGUAAAUCAGUGCAGGGAGAGGUGUGCCAAAGCACCCUCACCUCUGGGCCAGGGCCAUGCACUUAGCAGGCACUCUACAGGCUUUUGCCUUUUUACUUGGUAGGGUUACCUUAUAUACCAAAAUACCCAGAUCUUAAAAAUCAUCAUCUUUGCAGUUUUGACCAUGUCAUUCUUAAAGAUGAAAUGUAAAACUCAAGUGUAGACUCUUGAAAUCAUUAGAUUCCCAGUGUUAGAGCUCAUUUGUUUAGCUAUUUAAUUCUCUCUACCUUGUGUGGUUAUAUCUAAUAUGGCUACAGUUUCUGUGUUCUAAGCGGAAAUGUUUAAAAGUUGGAACAAGAAUUUCCCUUAACACUCACAUGUGGGGUCAGUCAGGGUCCACAUGAGCUGGUGUAGUUUUCUGAGAUACAGCCCUUAAGCUACAUAAAAAAUUAACUCAGAAGUUUCAUCAUCGGCAUUCACUUUUUCUUGGGAGAUCAGACCAGGUAGACAACUGAAUUAAGUAGCUAUAGAAUUAUGGGUGAAGUCCUGUGCUAGACUCAGAGGAUACAGAGAAGCCUCAUGCAUACAGUGUUUCAGGGGAUAGGGCACGUACACAAGUAACUAGAAUAAACUGCUGUAAAAGACCUGCAGAGUUCUAUGGGGAUCCAUUUGGGGAAAUGGGGAAAAGCUACCUGGAGAAGGUGGCGUUUGAAAAGGAUCCAGCAGAGUUCCCAUUGUGGCACAUUGGAAGCAAAUCCAGCUAGUAACCAUGAGGUUGUGGGUUUGAUCCCUGGCCUCACUCAGUGGGUUAAGGAUCCUGCGUUGCUGUGGCUGUGGCCUAGGCCAGUGGCUACAGCUCUGAUUGACCCCUAGCAUGGGAACAUCCAGGUACCGCAGGUGUGACCCUAAAAAGCAAAAAAGAAAGAAAGAAAAGGAUCCAGCUCUUGGAGGAUGGAUUGAACUUUAAUAGAGUUUUUUGCAAGAGUCGUUCCAGGCAAAGGAAAGGGUGGGCAAGGCAUGAGAGUGUAGAAUCCGCAGACCUCUUUAGAGCAGUGUGACACCUCUAGUGCUUGCUGGAACAGAAACACCACUGAUACUAACCUUGUCGAGUCACAAACCUACACAGUUGACGUUCAAAUAGGCAAUAUAUUCACCACCAGCAGGGCAAUCCAUUAAGAAAUUCCAUUGCUAACAAUGGAACCCUAAUAUCCAGGUGUGAAAACACUGACUUGACAUAGAAGCAGCACACCCAUCCCUAAGUAUCUUUUUUCAUGAGAAAAUUCUCUUAAGUGGACUCCUAUUCAAGUAUAGGGAAGUCCUUCAUCCUUGGCAGAGAUCUGAUCUUUCUUCAGAGUUAUUGCAUGAAUCAUGGGUCAGCUUUAAACCUAACAAAGGAAAGCCAGCCAUGCAGGCAGCUAGGAGCAUUCAGCAGGCUGACACAGCAAGAGAGAUACAUACUCUUUCUGCUCCUGUGAUAAUGAUUCCAUGAUUUAAAAACCCACCUUUAUGUCAGCUUGAUGUAAAGCACAGGAAAGACCUAAGUCAGUGAUGCCCCAGCUCUGUGACUAAAGACCAAGAAACUUAGAAGAAAGUUUCCAGGCUGAAGAAACUGAGGAGGUUGCAGACAGCAUUCAAAGGCUUCUAACAACCAGGCAAGGAUGUCACAGCUUAUGUGGCUAAAAAGACAGCCUCUGUCAGUCAGGAGGGAUUGAUGGGAUUGCAACAAGAGGGAAGAGGAGGAGGGUGUGAAUUUUCCCAAACAUCAAUAAUCAGAUUGACGGAAGCAGAAAUCUAAGAAUCAGACCCCUAUGCUCAGGGUCAGAGACUACCUGCGAUGAAGGUACAAAGAUGGAGAGGUUCGUGGCUGUGUGGCUGUUCAUAUUAUAUGUUUCUAUAUUUUUAAAUAAAAGAGUAUAGUGAGAAAACUUACUCUAUAGACCAUUUGUGUAAACCACAAAGAGGUCCCUCUGCUGCAUUCGUCUCCUCUCAGGUUGUGUUGUAGUGAAGGCCAGGCUGGUUUAGCAAAGAAGCUUCCCUUCCCUUGUCAGCAGCUCUCCAGUCCCUCCCCACGUCUGUGUCUUCAUCUGCAAAAUGGAGGGGAUGGACCUGGCCAGCAGUCCUCAGCCUGGAGUCUGUGACUUCAGGAAGUCUGUUAGAGCCCCUGAAAUUAAAUCCAAAAUGUGUAGACAUGUGGGGAAUUUGCAGGUUUUUUAAGAGGAGUUCAUUGCUGUCACCAGUUUUUCAAAGGGGACCAUGACACUAAAUGGCCAUUCAGCCCCCUCACUACCUUCCCACUCGGAUAGCUGGAGCAUUGCUGCCUGCACCAGACUAGCUGCUCCAGAGGGAGGCAUUCACCAUCCGAGGGUGGGAGGAGCAGGGAAGGGAUGGGAGGGACGGGCCCUCCCUGUGGGCCUCUGCGAGGCUUCCCACCAGCUAGCUCUCAGGCGCCCCCUUAACCCCUCAGCCUAUCGUGAAUGUGGGCCUUGACAAGGAAGGUGUGGGCCGUGGGCACCUACACAGUUACAAUUGGGGUUAAGAGUGCUGUAGAUCCUUCUAUGCAUUUAGAGUGUUUCCAGAAGCUUUCCAUGUCUAAGCUCUAUUUAAUGGAAUCUAUGCAUAGUAAGUAAUCAGGUCAGAAGAAGCAGCAUCCCGGUUUGAGAUCAAUCGCUGGCUAAUACUUUAUCGAGGCCACUUUAUUAUCUCAUGCUGAUCCGAUUGCCAUUCUCCUCCUCCUUUGUACCAUGCACUUCGGCUGUGGUACAAGUACGUAUCACAUACAUAUUAAAAACAUAUACCCAUUCUAUCUGUAUGUAAAUGUGUGAGGCACAGCUGGAUAUUGCAGAGGAGUUUGAUUUACUAAUAGUUAUUAUCUGUUCUAGCUGUUCAGUGGCAGAGAGAAUUUCAGAGAAACAAGCUGGCGCAGAAAUUGUCUUUAUGCUAUCACUAUACUGCUUUAGUAAUUGUUUAAAAACAUGGGUUUUUUCCUUAGGUUCUAAUAAUGCCUGUUAUUUUGUGCAUUUCUUGUACAUUCCAGAGCAGGGCGUCCUCGUUUAGCGUUUCCUCAGGUUUGGUUUUCAAUUCAGGCGGCUAAGAAGAAACACACAGUGCAGUUUGCAAUUGAAAUUUGACAUUUUGCUUAGAAAGCAAUAGUGGGACUGGAAAUUCAAGAGAAGCAGGUGUGGGUCUGGGGGGAGGAGUGUCAGUUAUAAUCAAAAUAGUGCUUUUAGAAUUUUUUUUACCUUCAUCUGAAUCCCAGCAGCUGCAAACUUGAAGGCAUCUCAUGUCUCAGAGAAGCGCUUUAUAUAUUGGAGGUGGUAUCGUUUGGGGGCUAAUAAACACCAAACUGCUCCAGAAAAAAAAAUCUGUUUAAACAUUUAAUUACUUGCAAAGAGAUGUUAACUUGUUUAACUCCUCUAAAUUAAAUUGUCACUGGUAGCGUUUCUGCUUAUCCAAACCUGAUUGUAAUUACAUUUUCAGAUAGGUUGCUUGGUUGUUCUCUAAGUUAAUCAAGGUAUGUGAUAAAUUGGGCAUCUGCAUGGUCCCAUUUAAAAAUCCGAAAAACAAUGUUAGAAUUUUUGUCUCUCCAGCACUCAAAUUCCAGUGUGACUUUUGGGUAGACCAAAUGGCUUUAUUUUCAGCACUAUUUGACCCAAACCUUUUGACCACUGUGAAAGACAAAAUGCACUGGAUGGUUAAGGAAAUGAUUUUAUUCAGGCUCUCACAAUAGGGAGAGUAAUUAUUAAGGAGGAAUGUCUUAAAGCAAAAGGAGGGAACCAUGGUUACGGAGGCAGGUAAACAAUGGAGGCAUUGCCAGUCUUAGGGGUGUCAUGAGGAAGGACGGAAAGGGGUCAUAUCUUUGUGAGAGCAGGAUGGUCCUUUGUAGCUGACAAGAGAGUGGGGAGAUGUCUCACCUGUUUUGCUUUCUGGGAGCACAGGGCUCAGAUAUUAAGUUCAACAUUAUCACCAUAUUCUACCAAGUGGACCAAAGAUGAGUUCCAGUUUAUUUUGAUCCAGGGUUUACAGGUGUCCAAAGCACAAAUAUGGGAAAGGCACAUUUUCCCAGCCCCCUUGCACAGUGCUCAUGGACCACUGUGCUUGCAGUCUAAGUGUUUUAAGAUACUAAUGAUGCUCUAAUAAGCAAUUCUGUAUAUUUGCUUGUAGUUUAUUACAUUUAGUUAUUUUGCUGCAUCAUAUAGAGCAAGUUUUAAAAUAGACCGUUGGUAACAACAUUGUGAGUCAACUAUACGCCAAUAAAAUUUUUAAAAUAAAAUAAAAAUAGGCCAUUAGGGCCAGACUUAUGUGUAUAUCUGGCCCCCAGUUCUUGCACACAUCCUUUUUGCUUUUGGUUAUUCAUUUGGAGGCACACAUCAGCUCCUUGGCUAAGGCACCCUGAAAUUGCGGAGGAAAGCCCUGGCGACAAUUGUAACUUCAACUAAAUAUUUCCCUCAAGCACAAAAGAUACCACAGAAGUCUAGAGGCUCCACAUAGGGUCCAAUCAACAACCACCUAAUGAUUUUUUUAUUAUUUCCAAAUUCUAAAGACCAUUAAAAUGAUGUUUGGUGUGCUUAUAAAUAGGAAUCUACUAGUAAGAAGUUGAUUUUAGCUUUUAAUUGCACAUAAUUACAACAGCAGAAUCACUGUCUGGAUGCUUGAGAUCACACUAAAUCAGACAGCUUUAAUUUGAAUUUUUGAUGACACGUUAGCACUUCAGCAAGAACAGAGAGAUUAUAACCCCAGAAAACAAGCUUUGUUUUUCCAUAGACAUAACCGCUUAAUCUUUUCACGAGACUUCAGCAGACAAACGUAUGUGUGUAUAUGUGUGGGUGUCUAUUUAUGUACGUGCACAUAGCAAGAGAGAUACAGAUAGAUAAAAUCUGUCAUUCCUUGAUCAUGGUAAUCUGACAGUUUUAAUUUCCCAGUUAAGGAUAACUUUUUUCCUCCAUCAGUCAAGUCACAUCUCUUAAUAUGGUGAUGAUUUGCCUGUUUAAGAUUGCAAUUUUUUGAACUCCUGCCUACAAGGCCUCUUUUCUUGUUUUGCUGGACUGUCAUCUUCCCCGUGUCAUGUUUCAAGGCACAGUGAGGCUGCAUAGCCUUGACCCCAGGAAUAGUUUGGUUACCUUGGAUGCAGAAAAGUGGAUAAGUGGGGCCACUUUUCAGUGUUCUGCCAUAUUCACAGGGACUAAGCUGGGUCUUUAGAGUAUGUUGUACAUUCACUCCUCAUUUGAUGCUUCUUAACUCACAAGGAGCUUCUGUUCCUUGGGUGGUAGCCUCACCCUAGAAUGCCGUCCUCUUCGCUGUCCUUGGAGGCGUCCCUCCUUUUCCCUGCAGCUUUUCCCACUCCUCCCCUUUACAGUGCUUGCUCCCUUCUCAGAAACCUGCCACAAUUUAUUGGCUCUAACUUGAAACACUGCUUAAUUAACAUAAAUGAUGUAUUCAUUGUAGAUUCAUAAGUUCAUCCAUGUGGUAUCCUGGAUGAUUAGUGGUUCCUAAUCCUGGCAGCUCUUCAGAAUCAUCUGAGUAGUAUUUAAAAAGAAAAAUGUCUGGAUCCCAACCCAGAACAGAGACCCUCUAGCAUAUGGGCCAGGGAGAAGGUUCCCAUUUGUUUUGUUAUAAAGCUCUCCAAGUGGAGUUCCUGUCGUGACACAAGGGAAAUGAAUCCGACUGAGAGCCAUGAGGUUUCUGGUUCGAUCCCUGGCCCCACUCAGUAGGUUAAGGAUCUGGUGUGGCCGUGAGCUGUGGUGCAGGUUGCAGACACAGCUCAGAUCCUGCGUUGCUGUGGCUGUGGUGUAGACCAGCAGCUGCAGCUCCGAUUCAACCCCUAGCCUGGGAGUCUCCUUAUGCCGUGAAUGCAGCCCUAAAAAGCAAAAAUAAAUAAGUAAAGCUCUCCAAGUGAUUAUAAGGAGCAGCCACAGGUGAAACCCACUGGUUUGAUAGCUUUUUCCUCCAACUAGAUUGUAAAUUCCUUGAAGGAGGAGCGUGAUCUUUAAUUCAGUACCUAGCAUGGUCCUAUGCUAUUGUCGUUCGGGUGACUUCUCUGUUCUAAUUAAGAAAAGAGAAAUUACUGUUGAUUAUUCUUUGCAUGUGCCAUUCGCUCUAAUUCAUUUCAGUGAAACAAUUCACUUGACAUGAAAACAAACAAGACCUUUGUUCUUCAGCAACUCAGAGUAAAGUUUCAGAGACUGACCCAAGAGCAAGCUAUCCCUGGGCUCUGUGAUAAUAAGUUAGGAUGACUUCUAGAAAUACAUGGUCUGAUCAGAGCUUUUUGUUUGACUUUCUGCUCUGAGAGGUCAUGUGAGUAAAAUAACUUGGCGCCAAAAUAAUUGAACUUCUAGGAUGUUGCAGUGUUUGCAGGGAUAUUAUUUGAAGCAUUUAGCAACCAGUACAGCGUGACCAAUCAGAACAGGCAUCAGGGUGCGGCCAUCCCCCUGGAAGAGCAAGAAAUGUGAAGCAGGCUGCUCAACAGCACCUGUAAUCUUUGGCAUGUGUUGGGACCACUUGAGAAUUCACCUUUGACAGUUAAUUCCAAAUCAAGAGGUCAUUAGAGAGUCAAGACUUAGAGGAGACCACCUGGCCAGCACCAUCUUUGCCUGGGAGAUUGAUGGCAGGGGACCCCAAGGUCUUUAUCUAUCAGCAUAUCAGAUGAGGGCCACCCCACCCCCCUCUCAGGGAUAAUGGAUUAGGUUGAAAAAUUCAGAGACAUUUAGCCAUUCGUAGGGGAAAUAUAAAAGGAUCUUGAAGCCCCAUCUCUGUGAUUUGGGAAUUGCUGUUGAAAGGAGCAAACUUGUUUUCCUGUGAGUACACUCCAAUAAAUAGAUGCAGUUCUUAUCAAUAAUUAAUGAGUCUAACCAGGAAUUUCAAGAGCUGAAAAAAUAUUAGAAGCCUCCUAUUUACAGUUGUAACCAGCUGGAUUUGUUUAAUGGGUUGUUUGCUUUUUAAUUUGUAGCAGUUUUGAGAGAGACCUUUGGGGACCGUGAGUCUUGUUUCACUGAGGCCUUUUGUAGAUGCACAGUUAUUUGGGGGACCAAAUCGGCCUGCAGAUAAUUUGAGGUUCUCUUGGCCAUUUAGAGACUGCAGAAAAGCAGUGGAGACAUUUGGGCCUUCUGUCCUCUAUUUAAUUUUCAAGAUUAGAAUUAAACAUCAGACCGUGGUCUACCGAGAGACAUUUGCUAGAGUGUGGACUAGUUUCUUUCCAGUAUCCUGGUUUACCGUUUCUCUGUUCUCUUAAUAUAAAUGGUCACUGAUUCUGAAGUAGGAGAGUAGGUGCCAUUGGUUUAUUCGUGCAAAGGUUCCCUUGACACAAAUAAAAAUGGAAUUUUCAAAUGUAACCCGAUUAACUCUUAAUUGUAUACCAAUAGCCUAUGUGUGUCUCAGCUCCCUCAGAAGGCUUCUGAAUGGCCUGCAUGUCUUUUUAAACUGGGGGGGAGGGGGAUUCAAUUAAUAGCAGGACUUUCUAAUUGUGGGAUUGGUGUGGUGUUGACAAAAAUUUGUAUAAAUAGGGUACAUUUUUCCACUUAAGAGGGCUGUGCUGAGACAUUUUUAAUUGGAUUUUCAUGGUGAUUGACAGCAUUUGAUUAUGACAGUAACUUUAUUUGGCUGGACUGCUUUAGCCCCUUGUUCAGAUUUUUCCAUCAAAGCUCUUUUUUAUCCUCUGAAUCCCCAGUGGAGCAGCAGUCAUUGUGGAAGAGCCUUUUAGCACCUUUGUUGUAGCCAUCCCUGGUGAUGAUUGGGCCCAGCUGGUAGUAGAUAAGAAAAUGUUCCUUUCACAAAGAGGCUGUGUCUCCUGCCUCUGCGGUUUCAAUAAUUUUAAGAGCCCCCAAAACCUGUUGAGGAUUAGAAGUAGCUUUAGAUGUGAAAUGAGUGUUAAGUAUUAGUAAUCGGGAGAUUAGGGCCCCAGGGACAAUGAGAGAUAAACAACUGCAAUUAAGGCAAAUCUGCCGAUGUAAACAAAAUUUAGCAGAAACAGAUGCCCUAACCAUUUUGGGGGAUUGAUUUGAGGGCACCAAGGAAUCGAUUUUUGUCUUGUUUACACUUUCAAACCCCUGUGAUAUACUGGAAGGCUGAAUAUUUCAUACAGCCUGAUUUUAGUUAAUUUUUUUUUCAGCGCCUCACAGUAGGCGCCUCUCUUCUCGCAGUGACCAGGCCUGAGUUUAUUCAGCAUUCACAGGGAGCAGCUAAUUGUCUAUGAAGGGCCCCCGUGUUUAAAUGGGCUUGACAGGAAUUUAAAUUUUGUUUCAAUCAACCCCUGUGCUCACAGCCUGCUCCAGUUUCUAAUUUUUAAAUUAAACAUGAUUUUUUUUUUUUUAAGCCACAGGCUUGCCUCUGGAAUACUCUCACUCUAAUAACUCUUGGGAAGGCAAACCGGUAACCCCGGAAUGCUGGCGUUUGCAGGGCCUGAGGCACCACUUCAGGGCUGGAAAGUUCUUUCUCCAAAACGAGCUUUUUCUUCUCCCGUCGAGGAGGUCAGCAGACUUUGGCUGGGUAGAUGGGCUUCCUGCCUUCGGAAAUGGCCCCCUUUCCAGCUUUCCAGUGCAGGCAGCAGCGUGCAUCACCUGGAAAGUGGGUUAAGUACCAAAGGAAGGCAUAAGGAUAGCUUUGAGGGGGCUGGCUGAAUUGUAACCCACUGCACGUCUGGUGCAGAUUUGUAGUUCAGCAGCCUUUUCUGUUGUUGUGAUAUAGGGAAAGAACGCCCCACCUGUGCAUGUUAGUACACACUCACUGUUUUUCUUUGUUGACUGACUGCUCUGAGCAGAGAAUCCUGCCUGCUGCCAAGGAAGCAGUUUGUCAGCCUGAGUCCUUCCUUCAGCCAACUUACAGUCUGGCAAGGAAGAUGAGGGUGUAUAACAGCCAAGCACAGAAUAGACUGUUAGACUCAUCUGAGGCCCUCCCUCAACUGCUACUGCCCACCUUCACCUGUCCCUCCACCUCAUGGCACUGUUGUUAUAUGUCCGUCCAUCCAGAAAAUAUUUAUUAAGGCCUGUUGUAUCCAUCAUAUGAUGAUCAAAGAUGCCAGUGCUUUACAGCACUACCAUAAACUGGAAGGAGUAUUUCCACUUCACAAUACAGAAUGAUCUCAUGGGCUGGAUUCCCAUGUCUUCAGUAAUACGUUCACACCUGUGCAUGCAGCCUGCCCCCUAAUAUCCUCACAGUCCCAACCAGGUGAAGCAUCCUCAUGGGAUCAUGUCCUUGUUUGUGUUGUUUCUUCUGCCAAGAAUACCCUUUCCUCACGUCCACAUGGUGAACUCCUACUCAGCCUCCAGGACCCAUGGGCACAGUCUCUAUGAAACUCUCAGGCCUGCCUGCAUCAGCAGGGUUGAUGACUUCCUGUUUAAGCCAUCCUCCUUUUCAGCACGUUCCUGUAUUAAUGCACUUCUCACCUGACAGUUUUUUUGUGGCAAAACUUUCUCCUUGAUGCAGCUGUGUGCUGAUUUACUUUGUGGCAGAGCCCCUUAUCUUCAUGCAAACUAGUAGAAGCAGUUUCCAGACCAAUUACUUAAGUUGCACAGCUAUAGAGAGUACAGAGGGCAGUGAGACAUUGAUCUUGCCCUCCAGGAGCAUACAGUCUGGUGAGGAAGUGAGGCUUUUAGAUAACCAUUGCAUCCCCUGCAGCUGGCUUGAUACAAGGCACAAAGUACCUAUUUGGUAAUCUCUCUGGAGUAGAUGAUCAAAAAGAACUAAAUAGAAGACAGUCUUUAGAAUGGGAAAAAAAAUUUGCAAACCAUAAAUCUGAUAAGGGAUUAAUAUCCAAAAUAUAUAAAGAACUCUUACCGCUCAAUAGUAAGAAAAACAAACAAACCAAUUUAAAAAUGGGCAGGGGGGGGAGUUCCCGUCGUGGCGCAGUGGUUAACGAAUCCGACUAGGAACCAUGAGGUUGCGGGUUCAGUCCCUGCCCUUGCUCAGUGGGUUAAGGAUCCGGCGUUGCCGUGAGCUGUGGUGUAGGUUGCAGACGCGGCUCGGAUCCCGCAUUGCUGUGGCUCUGGCGUAGGCCGGUGGCUACAGCUCCGAUUCAACCCCUAGCCUGGGAACCUCCAUAUGCCGCGGGAGUGGCCCAAGAAAUAGCAACAACAACAAGAACAAAAGACAAAAAAGACAAAAAAAAAUAAAAAAUAAAAAAAAAUGGGCAAAGGACCUGAAUAAAUGCUUUUCCAAAGAAGAUAUAUGAAUGACCAACAGGUGCAUAACUAACUAUUUGAGGGAAAUGUAAACAAAACUGCAGUGACAUAU
Sus scrofa (pig) is the source of this 13674-nucleotide messenger RNA. The record is from RefSeq and is a predicted model, not a curated record. NCBI's taxonomy places the organism in Eukaryota, Metazoa, Chordata, Mammalia, Artiodactyla, Suidae.